AUGGUUCAGAAUAUUCAACUAACAGGGUAUGCCCCAAAGUUGGCACUAGUUAACAAUCCCGUCAUUGGGUUCACAGAGGAAGAUGCCCGACGUCUCUACCACCCACACGAUGAUGAACUCGUAGUCAAUAUAUGGGUAGGUGACUACAAUACCUACAGGGUGCUGGUAGACAAUGGAAGCUUCGCUGAUAUUUUGUACUAUCCGGCCUUCCAACAAAUGAGAAUAGAGAAGGAACGAUUGAUCCCAACCAAUGCCCCGCUCAUAGGAUUUGGAGGAACACAGGUGUACCCACUAGGUGCGGUCACCCUAUUGGUGACAGUCGGAGAUUACCUUUAG
Molecule: messenger RNA, 336 nt
Organism: Quercus lobata
Lineage: Eukaryota; Viridiplantae; Streptophyta; Magnoliopsida; Fagales; Fagaceae
Exons: 1
Coding region: 1-336 (111 amino acids)
Source: RefSeq, a predicted model, not a curated record